AUUGACAUAUGUCAAUUUAAAAUUCUAUUAAACGUCAUUUGUAUUAUGACAUCAUUUUUCAUAAAAACAUCGAUACAUAUUAUUUCACAACAAAAAUUAAUCAGUGUUUUAAGAUAGUACUAAUUAUAUAUUAACAAAAUGUCGUUAAAUACAGCCCAUUUAAACGGCGGAGUCCUUAUACAUAACGGAGAACAGAUUUUGUUAUAUUCUGACGGCGUCGGUAUAGAAUGGAACGGACAACAAACUACCCCAUUCCAGGGCGUCAAAAAAGGUUCAAUCUAUCUAACCACACACAGAGUGAUAUUUUUAAACAAAUCCUCAAACGACGAAAUGCUUAGUUUUAGCUUUCCCUUCAUCACUCUGAGUGAGGUGGAUAUUGAACAACCUGUUUUUGGUGCCAAUUACAUAAAAGGGAAAGUUAGAGCACAACCGAAUGGCAAUUGGAUUGGCGAAGCCAAAUUUAAAAUCACAUUUAAACAUGGUGGGGCCAUUGAAUUUGGUCAGGCGAUGCUUAGGGUAGCACAUCUCGCGUCCAGAGGAGGUAUGCAGGCCCCGCCGCCGUACGUUCCCCCUCAAACGCAAUGGUACGCCGCCCCGCCGCCCGCGUACGCUCCCCCACCACAAGGUUAUUACGGUUGGACGCCACCUACUAACGUAUUUCCGCAACAACCGCCUUCGGACGGUGUCUUUAUGACCGACGCGCCGCCUCCGUACCCGGGAAUAGUACCCGGUUACCAGGCGAACGGGUACGGACCGCCGCAAGGUGCCGGGGGAUUCGGGGGGUAUCCGCAAGGGGGACCGCCUUCUUAUCCGGGUACCGCUAGCGGUUCCUCUGGUUAUAACCAAGGUGCCGGGGGUUUCCAACAGCCGCAGUUCACAAACGCAGCCGAUGCUAAGGCUCACGAAGCUGCUCAAUCAGCUUAUUACGAUCCAAACAGGCCUCAAAUGGCUUAUGUACCACCUCCAGCUUAUUACGAAAAUCCACCAACCUACAACCAAGCUACCAACAAAAAGAAUGAAUAAAAUUGAAAAAAUACAGCGAAAGCUUUGCAAAUAUAUCUAUAAUCGUUUAAUUUUUAAUAGUUUUCCUAAUUUAGAUUUAUAACCUAAAAUAUUUAGUACUUUUCACUUUUAUUACGAUGCUGGUAGGGUAAAACCCGCAUUGAAAUUCGUUUUACGUAAUUUUCUAUCUUUUCAUAUCAUAAGCUAAAACCGGUCCUGAUCGUUUUUUCCUGCUGUAUUUCUUAUAUAAAACAACAUAAUCAGAAAUUAGAGUUUGGUCAUCUUAUUCUAAUGUUUUUUCAGAUUUUGUACAUCUUCCAAAUAUUUUUUUUCCCAUUUCUUCUAGCGAAAAUCGGACCUGGUCGUGUGUGACUGCCUUAAAAUCUCACUUUCUUUCUUACUGUUGUUCAUUUCAUCCUACAGCUUUUCCUAGUCUUAUAUAGACUCCAAAUAGUUUUUUCCUCAUUAAUUCUAGCUAGAACCAGACCUGAUCGUGUGUGGCAGCCUUAAGAUCUCGUUUUGCUUCUAUUAAAUUUUCAUAUAAAACAACAAAAUUGGAGAGCAAAGUUUGUUUAUCUUAUCCUGCAGAAUUUUCCGGUAUUGUUCAGUUUCUGAAUGGAUUUCUUUUAGCUAGAACUGAUCCUGAUCGUGUGUGGCAUCCUUAAGAUUUCACCUCGUGAUUAAUGUAUUUCAUAGCGGGUUUUAUCGAAAGCAAAGUGAACGAAAAACUUUUUGGUUUCGCUCAUCACAAAAUUUAAUGUAAUUAUUACUUGUGUUAAGAAAAGCAUUUAAUAGAAUAAAAGUAUUGUAUAUUGAACUUAUUUCAUGUAUCUAUAUGUAUACAAAAUAUAAGCUUAUGUUAAAUAUAUUUUUGUUGAUAAAAA
This is a messenger RNA of Diorhabda sublineata, 1886 nucleotides long. It is a transcript of the gene Wbp2, whose product is annotated as WW domain-binding protein 2. The transcript is spliced from 7 exons. The record is from RefSeq and is a predicted model, not a curated record. Gene Ontology annotation, molecular function: transcription coactivator activity; chromatin DNA binding. Gene Ontology annotation, biological process: positive regulation of DNA-templated transcription. Bases 139 to 1023 code for a protein of 294 amino acids. Gene Ontology annotation, cellular component: nucleus. NCBI's taxonomy places the organism in Eukaryota, Metazoa, Arthropoda, Insecta, Coleoptera, Chrysomelidae.